Molecule: messenger RNA, 3207 nt
Organism: Colletotrichum lupini
Lineage: Eukaryota; Fungi; Ascomycota; Sordariomycetes; Glomerellales; Glomerellaceae
Exons: 23
Coding region: 1-3207 (1068 amino acids)
Source: RefSeq, a predicted model, not a curated record
AUGUCAAUGGAACACCCACGCGAGGCGCCGCAUCAAACAAGCGACCUUACCUUCGCCUCUCUUUACCGCCAGUAUCGUCUGGCACUACUGCAGGGAGCCGACCAGGCCAAAUGCGAAAUGAUUGGGGGUCGAGGUGACGACGACUCGUUCUCUCUUAUUCUUAGCGCGCCCCGGGACUCCAGGCUCAAGCAAGCGGGAGGAAAAGGAACCAGCGAAACCGAGCGGAAAGCGAAUGGAGCAAAUCUGGGCAAGCUCUCUGAAAAAGUCGGCCGACCAUGGCUUUCCCGAGCACUGGCCACUGGGGCAGGAGCACUCGGAUCGCUCGGUGUCGAAGGGACAAAUUUUUUCCUUCCAAUUUUCUCAGUCUUCCUUCCUAUGCCCCCACUUGGCGAACGACGUUCCUGGAUGCUCAACCCCACUGUCGUCAUGAAUUUCUCCUUUGCUUUUCCCUCCCUCUGGACGCCGCUGCCCGACGCCUCAGGAGCCUCAGUAGCCUCAGGAGAGACCCAGGCCUGGCGACAAUUUCUGUACGGAUGUCAUUUACGCGAGGUGCAGAUACGCAGUACGCGGGUGAUACAGCGGCAACACUACCACGUCCACCAAUCCAACUUGAGAGUUAAGACAGUACGGAGUAGUGUACAGUCCAUUACAGUAUGUUCCGGCCGACGUGCUCCGCACACGGACAGUCACGGCCGUCACUGCGAUGGGACGAUGCUCUACACAUGGCUCGAUCGGGACUCGAAGGGGGCAGACGCAUUGCACAAUGCAACUAAGAGGGUUUUCUCACCUUUGCCUACAGCGAAACGCUUCACGCUCGAGGCAUACCGAAACCUCCCGGUGGUAACCCCUUCAUACCUCGUUAGAAUCAGAUUGCAACACGCGCGAAGCCCAAAAGCGACAUCUCGUGAUCUCGCAUCCUUCUCGCAUCACUCCUCGCAAGCCGCAAACCCGCCCCCAAAAUAUCAUCUCUUGGCUGUGACUGGGCCUCCGGGGUGGUCUCCCCCUUCCUACCUGUGUGCAGGCAGCUGUGCAUGCCGACCACUUUGCGCUCUGCCAAUCGAUGCGAUUCCCCGCCCAUAUGCGGGAGACGCCGAAAGAGCGAUGCCACCAGUCGCUACCCGUUCUAUGCUGCAAGAUGCAAAGCUUCGGUGGUGGCUAGCCUCGACUUAUUGCGGAGGAUGCAAGAUAAGCAUGUGGGAUAUGGUUGCGAUGGUGACAAUCUCGGCGGUGCGUGCAACGUGCAAUUCAUCUGACUUUGCUCAAGCUAACAGGCUUGCUUACACAGCAAGUCAGACGACCGACGGACGAGUGCAUACACUGGCGGCUGCUGCUGCUAUCGCGCGGUCGUUGAUGAUUGAUCUGCGAGCAGCAGAGGCCAGACCGCGAACUUCGCGGACUUGGAUGAUCCCGAGCCCGACGUCUCUCUGUCCGCCACAUGGAUGUCAUCCAUCAAAACCCACCAGACUAGGCGCCCUGUCUUGGCAUGGUCAGGGAUCGUCUUUUGACACUUUCGCCGCGUGCGCCAUAUUGGCAUCAUGGAUCACCCAUACCUCUAAACGGCGACUAACUCAGAAAACUUGUGACGACCAUCACAUAUCCAUCGGGCACAACACUAAUCAGAAGCCUGUCUUUGCACCGGCGUUCAGUACAAGUGCCUCUCUUGCGCCAGACCGGCGACUAGUGGCUAGGUGCUUUGGGUUCUGCAGCCGCUUCAAUGUCUGCAGACGGCUUCUCGAGACUCAACGUCGUCAGGCAGGUUUAUACUUCCGCUACAUAUUGAAGUCCCGUGGCCUGCAGGUCCUACCCGUCACCGUAUCACCUUGGCACCACCGGCAGCAUUCAUCGUCAUUAAGAGGCUCCAGCGCACUUGGCGGUCUUGGCAGUUUGAUACUGUCUGUGCUAGGUACCUCCUCCGUACAAUACCGAACACGGCAGCCAGUCACGUUCCCGCGUACUCGCGUAACCCACAAACCACAGGUUGACAGUACCGACAAGGGGGCGAGCUCGGCGGAAGUGUUUGCAGCAGCUUCUGCCUCUCUCGACCACUCCAGUGUCGGUACCAACGUCCACUCCUUCAACGAGCCCAAGAAAAGACAAUCGGCGAGCAAGAGAAUUCACCUGGGUUUUUGGGGCCCUGGCAAUAAUCGAGAUUGUGAGCCUGCAAAAUCGAAAUUUGAUGGAACGACGGUGGCCCGGCCAUCGGCGGACUUUUCCCACUCCUCCCGCCCCGUUUCCACCUCGGAAUCUUUGAGCGGGCCUCAGAGAGAGACAGGCGCAACCGCCGGUGCGCACAACCUCCGAGCGAUCCGGAGAUUCAUGAAGUCGCUCAUGAUCUGGAGGAGUCGCAGCGAAUCCCCGCCUCCCUUGCUUGCUUGUAUCACACACGCGCUGCAGCCUGUAUUCGCUUUAGCAGUUGUCUGCUGUUGUCUCACAUCAUCCAUGCGUCUCGCACGUGCCCUUCACGGAUUACUGGCCUUCUGCCGAGUUCACUGGCACCCAACAUUCCGCUAUGUCGAAGAUAGCAUGAAUGCCAGAACCGCGACGUGGCCCUUGUGGCCGGGACACAGACGGGCAUUGGUCCCCCAGGCGAGUCUGAUUGGUUUCUGUGUGCAUGAGACUGUGACAACCCUCCCAACUAUUGGGUUCAGUGGUGUGGAUGGUCAGACUGGCAUGAGCCUGCUUCAUGAGGAGCCCCCGUCUGCAAGGCAGAGAACGGUGGUUCCCUCUGGAGUGGGAUCGCCCUGGUUGUCGGAGGUGGUGAUUCUCCUUGAGCCGCCCCGGCGUUCGGCGUUAAUCGGAGGGCGGGAUUCCCCUGAGAACGGCCGCGCCGGGCGGAAGCCAAGCCGGAUUCGCCAGUUGAUUCCCUACCUGGUUCUCAGUCUCUUGCACACACUUGCUAUGAUUGAGGCUCUCUCUCGAGUCGAAACAAACUUUCCAGAUGGCAGAGAACGGGAGUCUCAUGGUCGCUGCACAUGGGAUAAGAGUGUUUCGAGUGUCUACUCCCCGAACGGGAGCAACCGAGUCGGCAACAUGACCUGGCUUCAGCAUGGUGCUCGAUGGAGUCGUGCCGAGAAGUGGACGAAAUGCAUGAUUACUCUCAUUGGUGUCGUCUGUGCUGUCAAAGUCAGGCCGUACUCUCUCGUCAUGGUAGCGGCGGGAGGUUUCUCUCUGGAGUUCCUCUACCUGCUUUCACGGUUUGGAGAAUAG